AAUGUAUUUUAUUUAUUUCAAGCGCAACGCAUGGAUCUAAUUCUAGUAACUAAAAAGAAGAAAAGGGGAAUGGAGGCCGGUUAAAAGGUUUAUCAUCCCGUCCAUUUCAUGCUUUGUUCAGUCAUGUCUCUCUCGCUCAAACUCACACCUAACUCAGCUCUCCUCUUCCCUCACCGCGGUUUCAAUGGAUUUUCCUCGUUAAGCUUUCCUCGGAUUUGCAAUUCUACCAGCCUUGUCUCUCAGAAUUUCAACAAAGUUUCUUGCUCAAUCGGCGGCGACAACAACAUUGUUUAUGGCGCAACUGAUAAUGGCAGCUACUCAACGAACAAUGAAGGUGCGAGAAUGGGGAAGAGUGAGAGUAAUGAAGGGGAAUCAUUUUCAUCUAAAGAUUCUGAACCUUGUAAUGAAAGAAAUGUGAGGGGUGAGAGUAUGCAGAUCCAAUAUCUUUGUUUGUUCUUGUUCUUCAGUGUGUUGAAGAAGUUGAGGAGGUAUGGAAUUUCUGGAGUAUUGUCUUAUGGGCUACUGAAUACAGCUUACUACCUUACAACUUUUCUCUUAGUGUGGUUUUAUAUUGCGCCAGUUCCUGGAAGAAUGGGUUAUAUGGCUGCUGUUGAGAGAUUUCUCAAGGUUAUGGCCAUGAUUUGGGCUGGAAGCCAAGUGACUAAGCUUGUUAGAGCUGGAGGGGCCCUCGCUCUUGCCCCAUUUGUAGACAGAGCAUUGUCAUGGUUCACAGUCAAAUUUAAGUUUGAAUCUCAGGGAAAGGCUUCCAUGGUGAUUAUAGGAUUUUGUUUUGGGCUGGCUUUCAUGCUGUUUUUGGUUGUGACAGUGCUUUGGGCAUAAAGCUGGCUAUUUUUGGUUCUCACCAGCUUACAUAUCUUGUCAGUCCUAAGUCCUGUUAAAUCUUAGCUGUACAAUUUUGAUUGCAAAUAUAGAAGCUUAAUGUACAUGUGCAAGUGUUAUAUAGUGCCCAAAAUUUGGGUAGUUAGAAAUGUAAUGUACUCUUAUUGGAGUUGGUAGAACUGCCGGGAAAUUAUGCAGGGGACAAAACUUUGUUUAUCUUGUAUUAUUCUUUUGAAAAUGACUGUCUCAAUGGAGAUUGGGGAGAUCAAUGAAAUGGACGUCCUACACUUAUUGACUCUUU
Theobroma cacao (cacao) is the source of this 1141-nucleotide messenger RNA. Its product is annotated as Gag-Pol polyprotein/retrotransposon. NCBI's taxonomy places the organism in Eukaryota, Viridiplantae, Streptophyta, Magnoliopsida, Malvales, Malvaceae. The record is from RefSeq and is a predicted model, not a curated record.